GGCACGAAAUCAUAGGAUUGGAAAACAUACCAAAAGAAGGGCCGGGUGUAAUCGUGUAUUAUCAUGGUGCUUUACCUGUGGAUUGGUACUCCACCCAUUCUACCAUCUACUUAACACUAAACCGAUUGGUAUAUUCUAUUGGAGAUAAAUUCGUCUUUCAAUUACCAGUCUUCAAUUCUUUUAUCGAAUCUUUGAGAAUUCAUAUUGGUACGGUUGAAGAAUGCGUCAGUUGUCUCCACAAUGGUGAUUUAUUAGCCAUAGCUCCAGGAGGAAUGAGAGAAGCACAAUUUGCAGAUAGUUCUUACCAGCUUUUGUGGGGAAAGAGAUUAGGUUUUGCAAAAGUCGCAAUAAAAGGAAAAGCGCCAAUAAUUCCGGUUUUCACAACUAAUAUUCGUGAAAUAUUCUGCCCUUUAUCUAUAGGAAAACAUUGGUUUAGAAAGUGGUAUGAAGCAACCAGAAUACCAAUUGUACCUAUUUAUGGAAAUUUCCCUGUAAAACUGAAAACAGUAAUUGGAAAACCCAUUCCUUACGAUCCAAAAAUGUCAGCCGAACAACUGGCAGAAAAGACGUCAAAAGCAGUUAAACAACUCAUUGCCCAACAUCAACGAGUACCUGGAAAUGUCACUAGAGCUCUAUUGGAAAGAUUUCCUCAUCUUUGCAAAAAAAUAUAUUAGAUCAAUUUGUUUUCUUUUUAAUA
This is a messenger RNA of Centruroides sculpturatus (bark scorpion), 697 nucleotides long. Its product is annotated as transmembrane protein 68-like. Gene Ontology annotation, molecular function: acyltransferase activity. Gene Ontology annotation, cellular component: membrane. The record is from RefSeq and is a predicted model, not a curated record. The transcript has 6 exons. The annotation marks the transcript as partial. Lineage: Eukaryota; Metazoa; Arthropoda; Arachnida; Scorpiones; Buthidae.